AUGGAUCAAUUGAAUAAGCCUAAUGAGUUCAAAAGAAUCGUGUCACCACUGAAGUACCAGACGAGGUGUGUUACUGCCUUCCCUGAUCAGCAAGGAUUUUUGUGCGAGUUGGUUGGUGUUCAUCAUCUGGAUGAUUCUCAGCAGAACAAGAACUUCACAUUCAAAUGUCACAGAGAUGGGAAUGAGAUCUAUUCUAUCAAUGCUCUCAACUUCCACCCGUUAUUAGGGUUUUUUUCUUUGUUUUGUGUUUCACUGAAUCAUGCAGAGACAGCUCAUCCUCAACGCAGUGGUAUUGGCUCUACCAUAGCUGAUGGUAUGACUUGGGGUGCUGGAAACGCAAUUGGACACAGGGUUGUGGAUGCUGUGAUGGGACCAAGAACCAUUAAGCAUGAAACCGUUGUUUCUGAGGCUGCUGCCCCUGCUUCUGCGCCCCAUGUUGCCAACAGCAUGGGCUCUGCUUCUUGUAACAGUCAGUCCAAGGCUUUCCAGGAAGUAAGUUUAAAACCCCCCUUUGCUUUAUCGGCAGCUACAUAACUUUCAUGUUGUUGUUGUAGUCUUAUCAAGUUUGUUGCAGCAGGGUUACCAUACACUAUAAAGUUAAUUUCAGUUCAUUGGUUCACAGAUUCUAAAGGAUUGAGUUCCUUUCUUUUACAAUUUCGACACAGUAUAAUGUCACAAAACUCUCAUCUAUGAUCUUUCUCUGUCUC
This is a messenger RNA of Brassica napus (rape), 707 nucleotides long. RefSeq lists its product as uncharacterized. Lineage: Eukaryota; Viridiplantae; Streptophyta; Magnoliopsida; Brassicales; Brassicaceae. The coding region runs from base 1 to 534 and encodes 177 amino acids. The transcript is spliced from 5 exons. The record is from RefSeq and is a predicted model, not a curated record. Gene Ontology annotation, molecular function: ubiquitin binding; RNA binding. Gene Ontology annotation, biological process: RNA export from nucleus; transcription-dependent tethering of RNA polymerase II gene DNA at nuclear periphery. Gene Ontology annotation, cellular component: nuclear pore.